Messenger RNA from Cantharellus anzutake, 2061 nucleotides. RefSeq lists its product as uncharacterized. The transcript is spliced from 4 exons. NCBI's taxonomy places the organism in Eukaryota, Fungi, Basidiomycota, Agaricomycetes, Cantharellales, Hydnaceae. Bases 1 to 2061 code for a protein of 686 amino acids. The record is from RefSeq and is a predicted model, not a curated record.
AUGUCUUUUCUGUCAACAAUCUUGACCUCCCGGGGCUUUGGUGAUAAAUUACGAGAAAUUCAGGUCCAGAUUCUCAAUCCUAAGCCUGAGCCAGGCACAGCGAUUGUCAGAGACUGGAUCCUUACAAGCGCUGAAGCGAUUUACAUGGAAGAAAUACAAGUACUUAUGGAAAAGGAGAGCGGGCUUCACAUGAAUGCCGCCCACCUUCACCCGGCACAGCUUGAAGACGGAAAAAUUAGCACACUGAAGUCAUUAUUCGAAUCUAAGGCACCAGCAACUUGGGCCCUGAUCAACCACUUACUUACUAAAGGUGUGGUAAUCAUGUCGAUUAUCACGAAUAGUUGCAAUGGUCAUUGCAACGCUUUGCAAGUCAAAAAUUCCUUCUAUUUGGCCGCUUCAAAUGCAUCGAAAUCAGUGUGUGCAUGGGCUGCCCACUGCGGACUUGCAGUCUCCCUUUCGGCCAGUGAGAGGCUUCGGAUAUCUCUGAUAAUCAAUCAGAAGGCCUUGAAUAAAAGACUUGGACCCACCUGCGUCACCAACAUCGCGUAUGACAACUGCGACUUCAAGUUUAGUGUCGGCCAGCCAACGGACCUCAAAGAUCGGACAUUUGAGAGUAUCACGACGGGGCUGUUUUUUGCGCCGCCCAAGGAAGUGCUGCCUCAGCACUUAGAAUAUGCCCAAUGGUUAUGGGAUACUCACCCAAACAACCCGAUGGCCAUAAACAUCGCACCCACCAUCAACCCCACCGACGCAAUACUGAUGAGUGAAGCCUCAUUCAAUUUGCCACCACGUAAAAUGGAGUUCUCAACAGCAGAAGCUGUGUAUGCGAAAGCAUCCACCAUUGAUGGGAACAUCGAGGCAAUAACAUCGCUUCUUGAUCAAAGCGGUAUUGCGAAAGGAGUGUUUGAGAAAUAUGUCGUCCUUAUUCAUGGGGAUCUUGGGACGAUGGAGAAGAUCGAGGCGAUCUUGAACUCGCGGCAGAUUGAAGAAGAUGUGUUCGAACGAAUGCACUAUCUUCUACCUAUACCAGGACUCUUUCAUGUCAGAAUGGCAUGUGUCGAUGCAAUAAAUAGGAUUUAUGCAACAGGGGAUGGCUUACGAAGUGACCCGAAUGGGCUUUACAAGCACCUAUGCUUGCUUUUCCCAAAUGACCUUUCCAAAUUGAACAAACCAGUCCCACCUUUUCGGAUGCUGAAUGACGGAUUACACUAUGUUACACAGUGUAUGAUUCUUGAUGCGUGGGCAGAGAGUUUGGGAGGCAACAUCAAAGGAUUUGUGACUUCCGAGCCGACCUUGGAAAAGAUCAACCAACAUGCGGAGGAAAUCACAAGGGCGCACUUUGGAUCCAAACGAAAUAACGUUAUGAAUCAGGAAGAUCGAGAUCAAAGAAGGGAGAACCAACUCACAUUCAACCGAGAUGCGAUGUACUACCGCAUCCUCGUGCAUGCAAUGAACUAUGGAAUGGUUGACGUAAUAAUCGAUGUCCUUGCAUUCUGGGUUCCACUCUUCCAAGCAAGCGGAAAACAUAAAUAUGCAACAUACCUUUCAAGGUUUCUUUCCAGACUGCGACAUUACCCACAACCACUCCAAGAAGCUGUUAAGAGGUGCUGGCUGUGUAACCCCUCGGGGAAAAGGGGGGGAUUUCGGGCAAUCGACUGGCAAGUGGAAUUGAUGAAUCUUUACACAAAGGUUGUCUACUCAGGCACAGGAUCUGGAAAAACAAUAGAAUACAUCGUUAGUCAAUCAUCAAUAAUUCAGGCUUAUCGGACGUGCAUUGAAGAUGUUGAGGAAGAUUACCACAUACCUGACAAGACCCUUCGCCAUGCAACUCCUGACAUAGAAUCCAGAUUGGUCGCUAUUCGACAUGAACUUCGUAACCUUCGACCUCACAAAUAUGUAAAGGGACGCGCCUCACGUACUUUAAUAGAAGACCACAUUCAGAAGGGUCUUGAACUAUUCCAACGUGGCACAACGCGGGGGUCAAGCAACAUGAAUCAACUGGAAUCAAUGGAUGAGACCUAUGAGACUUACGAAAUUGAGGCAGAUGACUUGGCAGUUUGA